Globicephala melas (long-finned pilot whale) is the source of this 945-nucleotide messenger RNA. It is a transcript of the gene PITX1, whose product is annotated as paired like homeodomain 1. The record is from RefSeq and is a predicted model, not a curated record. Gene Ontology annotation, molecular function: DNA-binding transcription factor activity, RNA polymerase II-specific; RNA polymerase II cis-regulatory region sequence-specific DNA binding. Gene Ontology annotation, cellular component: nucleus. Gene Ontology annotation, biological process: anatomical structure morphogenesis; regulation of transcription by RNA polymerase II. Lineage: Eukaryota; Metazoa; Chordata; Mammalia; Artiodactyla; Delphinidae.
AUGGACGCCUUCAAGGGGGGCAUGAGCCUGGAGCGGCUGCCGGAGGGGCUCCGGCCGCCGCCGCCGCCGCCGCACGACAUGGGGCCCGCCUUCCACCUAGCCCGCGCCGCCGACCCCCGCGAGCCGCUCGAGAACUCCGCCAGCGAGUCGUCCGACACGGAGCUGCCAGAGAAGGAGCGCAGCGGGGAACCCAAGGGGCCCGAGGACAGCAGUGCGGGCGGCGCAGGCUGCGGCGGUGUGGAGGACCCCGCCAAGAAGAAGAAGCAGCGGCGGCAACGCACGCACUUCACAAGCCAGCAAUUGCAAGAGCUGGAGGCCACGUUCCAGAGGAACCGCUACCCGGACAUGAGCAUGCGGGAGGAGAUCGCCGUGUGGACCAACCUCACCGAGCCACGCGUGAGGGUCUGGUUCAAGAACCGGCGAGCCAAGUGGCGGAAGCGCGAGCGUAACCAGCAGCUGGACCUGUGCAAGGGCGGCUACGUGCCGCAGUUCAGCGGCUUGGUGCAGCCCUACGAGGACGUGUACGCCGCUGGCUACUCCUACAACAACUGGGCCGCUAAGAGCCUGGCACCAGCGCCGCUCUCCACCAAGAGCUUCACCUUCUUCAACUCCAUGAGCCCGCUGUCGUCGCAGUCCAUGUUCUCGGCCCCCAGCUCCAUCUCCUCCAUGACCAUGCCGUCGAGCAUGGGCCCGGGCGCUGUGCCCGGCAUGCCCAACUCGGGCCUCAACAACAUCAACAACCUCACCGGCUCCUCGCUUAACUCGGCCAUGUCACCGGGCGGCUGCCCGUACGGCACACCGGCCUCGCCCUACAGCGUCUACCGGGACACGUGCAACUCGAGCCUAGCCAGCCUGCGGCUCAAGUCCAAGCAGCACUCGUCGUUCGGCUACGGCGGCCUGCAGGGCCCGGCCUCGGGCCUCAAUGCGUGCCAGUACAACAGCUGA